GCCUACCUUUUUCCAUUUUGCUGUCAGGUUUCUAUAAAAACCAAAUCAGUUCGGUCUCUAAGUUUCAUCAAACUCAACAUAAAACUUACCAGAACAAGGCGCAACCAGUUGAAUUCGUUUCUUUUCUUCAUUCAAAAACUAAAGAUUGAUUUGAAGGACUAUUUAUAAUGUCAGUGGAGUCUAAGCAGAAUAAGUUCUUCCAUGGAACCCUUGAAGCUACCAUCUUCCACGCAACUCCUUACGUACCAGUGUUUCCCUUCAAUUGUGCAUGUUUAGGUGAGAAGGCUACCUAUAUAACAAUCAAAAUAAACGAGAAAAAAGUAGCAGAGACAAAACAAGUUAGCGACCGAACAUGGAAUCAGACCUUCCAAAUACUGUGUGCUCAUCCUGCAGAUUCAACAAUUACUAUAACAAUGAAGACCCAGUGCGGGUCAACUUUGGGAAAGAUUCAUAUUUCUGCUCGUAAAAUGAUAGAAGAUUCAACCUUAUUUGAGGGUAACUUUUCUACCUUAUCGGAGAAAGGAAAACCAAACCCUGAGCUAAGGGUUCAGUUCAUGCUAUGGUUUAAACAUGCAAACCAUGAACCAACUUGGGAUAAAGUACUGAAUCAUGACAAGUUUGCAGGACUUAAAAAUGCUAGUUUUCCUCAGAGAUCUAACUGCAACGUCAUACUGUAUCAAGAUGUUCACCAUCACCCUACUUUCCAACCACCAGUAGAUUUUCAUGGAGAAGGCCCGAGAAAGUUGUGGGUGGAUGUUUUUAAGGCCAUUAAUGGUGCUAAGCAUUUGAUUUAUAUAGCAGGAUGGUCUUUCAAUCCUAAAAUGGUGCUGGUUCGAGACCAUGAAGCUGAUAUCCCACAAGCAAGAGGAGUAAAGAUCGGGGAUCUGUUAAAACAAAAGGCAGAAGAAGGAGUUGCUGUGAGAAUCAUGCUUUGGAAUGAUGAAACAUCGUUACCAUUUAUCAAGAACAAAGGAGUCAUGGGAACCCAUGAUGAAGAUGCUUUUGAUUACUUCAAACAAUCUAAGGUUAUAUGCAGAUUGUGCCCUAGAUUACACAAUGAUUUCCCUACAUUCUUUGCUCACCAUCAGAAGACCAUAACCGUGGACACACAAGCAAAUUUUCUAUCAGCCAAAUUUGGUAACAAGUACAUUAAUAGUAGUAGUAGAGAACUUACGAGUUUCAUCGGUGGCGUGGAUCUCUGUGAUGGACGCUAUGAUACAGAAGAUCAUUCGUUGUUUCGAACACUUAACAAUGAAUCACAUGUACUGGAUUUCUACCAAACCAGCAUAGCUGGUGCCUGCCUCCAAAAAGGCGGACCCAGAGAACCCUGGCAUGAUGCUCAUGCUUGCCUCACUGGUGAAGCAGCUUGGGAUGUGUUGAGCAAUUUUGAGCAGCGCUGGACCAAACAAUGCAAUCCUUCUCUUCUUAUUCAGACAAACGACAUUCCAAAUUUAUUACAUAAUUCCCAACCUCAGCAAGUGGAAAAUCAAGUAGCGAACUGGAAAGUUCAAGUCUUCAGGUCGAUCGAUAGGGUUUCAGUGUCUUUGCCAGACAACAUUGCAGUAGAAUGCAGCAUCCAUGAAGCAUAUGUAGAAGCAAUCAGGCGUGCAGAGAGGUUUAUUUACAUCGAGAACCAGUAUUUUAUAGGAGGUUGCCACAUGUGGGAGAAGGAUAGGAAUUGUGGCUGCAAUAACUUGAUCCCUGUAGAAAUUGCUCUAAAGGUGGUAAAGAAGAUUAAAGCAAAAGAAAGAUUUGCUGUAUAUAUAGUGAUACCUAUGCGGCCAGAAGGAUUACCAAAUAGCGAACCUGUUCAGGAGAUGCUUUAUUGGACAAGACAAACGAUGAGCAUGAUGUAUAAAUUGAUAGGAGAGGCAAUCCAAGAGAGCGGUGAACUAUUGCACCCAAAGGAUUACCUGAAUUUUUUCUGCCUUGCCAACAGAGAGAAGAAGGACGGAGAGGAGUUUGUACCUCCCCAUUCUCCCCAACCAGAUACACCAUACUGGAGCGCCCAGAUGCAUAGGAGGUUCAUGGUUUAUGUUCAUUCCAAGAUUAUGAUUGGUAAGACUCAUUUUGCAUCAUUUAGGUUGAGUUCUGAUUUUUAUUCAAUCUCUGAUUCUUUCUUGCUGCGCGUUUUUUCAGUUGACGACACGUAUAUCUUGAUUGGGUCUGCAAACAUCAACCAAAGAUCAAUGGAUGGAAGACGAGACACAGAGAUUGCAAUAGGAUGCUACCAACCAAAAUAUGUAGGAAACAAACAGUGUAAUGGGGAUGUUCAUGCUUACCGGAUGUCACUCUGGUACGAGCAUACCAAUCGUGUUGAGCACUGCUUCAAUGAGCCCCACGGUUUGGACUGUGUGAGGACCAUGCGAGCAAUAGGAGACAAGAUGUGGAGUGUUUACAGUGCAGAAGAGGUAGCAGACAUGGAAGCUAUUCAUUUGGUGACUUACCCGAUAAAUGUAUCGAAGGAUGGUUCAAUUGAAGAUACUACUGAAGAUGGAGGCAACUUCCCUGACACCACAACCCCCAUCAAAGGGAAGAGAUCAAUGGUUCUACCAGCAGUUUGCACCACAUAAAAAGUAUUACAGUACCCAUAGUAAGAAGAUUUUACCAACAUACAUACCACGUAAUUCAGCAACUCCUAGGUCAACAUUCUUUUGAAGAUUAAAACAAAUAAGAUGCUCAUAUAAGUAUCUGCCAGGAGCUAGUUAUUCUGCCAUCUGUACAUAUUAAGCAUUUGCAGGGAGCUAAUUGUUCUGCCAUUUGUACAUUCUUAAUUACCAUGAGUAAGAGACAAUAAAGACUAAUAGCAA
Molecule: messenger RNA, 2810 nt
Organism: Papaver somniferum (opium poppy)
Lineage: Eukaryota; Viridiplantae; Streptophyta; Magnoliopsida; Ranunculales; Papaveraceae
Product: phospholipase D alpha 4-like
Exons: 3
Coding region: 168-2573 (801 amino acids)
Biological process (GO): phospholipid catabolic process; phosphatidylcholine metabolic process
Cellular component (GO): plasma membrane
Molecular function (GO): D-type glycerophospholipase activity; calcium ion binding
Source: RefSeq, a predicted model, not a curated record